This is a messenger RNA of Malassezia restricta, 1206 nucleotides long. RefSeq names its product putative methyltransferase. The coding region runs from base 1 to 1206 and encodes 401 amino acids. Lineage: Eukaryota; Fungi; Basidiomycota; Malasseziomycetes; Malasseziales; Malasseziaceae. The record is from RefSeq and is a predicted model, not a curated record. The transcript has a single exon.
AUGUCGUUGAUGAGGGAGGUGCGUGAGGCGCUCGAGUUGCCACCGACGAGUGCGCUGCCACGCCUGCGCACGCAUCCCGCGCCGGAAUCGAUUUUAGGGGCGCUUAGGCGGCUGGAUAUUUUGUACGGUCGCGAUGCCACGCUGGACGUGGAUGCAUCCUUGCUUGAUGAGUUGGAUGCGGCGCGAGCUGAUCCGGCAGAGCGUUCUUACGCACUCGAAUGGCUCAUGCGUCUCGUCGAGUCAGACAUGACGUGGAUGGAAGAUGUCAAUGUGCGUCGCACGGCUGUAGACCAUGCGGCUCGCAUCCUAGCUGGGAGUACGCAUGCUCUCGAAGACGGAGAUCUCGUGCGAGACUUUACAUUUCCCAUGAAGGAGCACGGAGAGCUGCCACCCGCCUUUGCAGCUGAUGCGUCGCAUAGCAGCAUUCAUGUAUCGAUUCGUGAUGCAUCCUUGCCCCCGUCUGACGCGCAUAGCGCACAGGGCGCCGUUGAAGCAGCCGCAGCCGUCGGCGUGCAGACGUACGCCAGUUCGAUUAUUAUGUGCGACUUGCUCGUGCGCUGCCCUAGUGCGUGGUACAAACGCUUGAAUGAGAAUUUGCCCGUGCCAUUCCGCGUUAUGGAGCUAGGUGCCGGUACUGGCAUUGUUGGCAUGGUCGCGGCGCAUGUAUUGAGCUGUAUAAAGGCCGAGAAAGCGGUCGUGCACUUGACCGACUACCAUGAAGAUGUCAUGACCAAUCUGCGUCACAACGUGGAGCAUCGCCUUUGUUUACCGAAUACAUGCGUGCACGUCGAGUGCAUGCCCCUGGACUGGCGUGCGUUGUAUGAUAUUGUGUGCCCACAGCAUGCGAGUGGCACAGCGGUAGCAUGUACGCCGCCACCGCCCCAAUCGUACUCGCUGCUUCUUGUGGCGGAUCCCAUCUACGAUCCGAAACACGCAGCCUGGCUUGUGGCUGCGAUUAUGUACCUACUAGCGCAGCCAGAUACGGAUCCUGAUGCGCGGGCGCAUAUUCUGCUGCCGGUGCGCACGGCUGGGCGCUUGGCGGGACUGUAUGCGACACUGGAUGUGUCGCUACAGGAACAUGGGCCUUGGCAGGGAUACCGCCUCAUGUCUUUACAUCAAACGCGCCUUCCACGCCGCCCAGGCUUGGGCCGGCAGGACGAGAGCGAGUACAUUUGGACAGAGCUCGCAUGGUGCGCUGCUUCGUAG